Messenger RNA from Tribolium madens (black flour beetle), 792 nucleotides. RefSeq lists its product as uncharacterized. The record is from RefSeq and is a predicted model, not a curated record. The coding region runs from base 19 to 483 and encodes 154 amino acids. The transcript is spliced from 3 exons. NCBI's taxonomy places the organism in Eukaryota, Metazoa, Arthropoda, Insecta, Coleoptera, Tenebrionidae.
AACACACAAUUAUUAUUAAUGAAAUUAUUCACUUACAGUUGCUACCGGCAACCGGAAUUUAUUUCGCAUACGCUACGCAAUCUCACUAGGAAGCGAACACCAGCUGACGCUUGUGAACGGUUAGAAAUGCGAGACAACUUGAAUAUCAACGUGUUACCCAUCGUUCAAGACAACAUGAAUUACACACCGAAGAUGAGUCUCACGAAUCUGUCCUCAAACGGCUACUACGGCUAUCAGCCCCCUUUGGAGAAACAGAAGAAAGAAGACACUUGUUUUAUGGAAGUGCAGUUCGAAAGCCCCCCGAAUCGGAAACGUGCUUGGGAAUUUGGCACCGACUUGAGAGAGUUUAAAAAAAGGCGCCAAAAUGAUUGUAGUCCUUUCGUCUAUCAACAAUCCACGAUUCGAACCGAUGCAAAUACGUUACGAAAACCAACCCAUAAUAUCCCCGACAUGCCCCGAUGCAUCAUGGGCCACUUUAUUUAAAUUUAUUUAUUAGUAGAAUAGAAUGUUUAGAUACUAUUUUCGAUUUUUCUCUUUCCUCAGAAAAAAAAAUUGCCCGAAAAAAAAACCAUUCCGAGGAGUUAUUUGAAGAAUUACUUAGAGAAACGCACGGUUCGAACCUCUACAACUAUUGGAAAAGCGAUGAUUUAUAAUUUUUUGUGAGGAAAAUCGAGCACAUUUUCACGCCAAAGAAAAGUUUCUUUUCACUGGUUUAGAAAAUGUCUAAUGUUUUAUGUACAGUUUCGAGUUUGAUAUUUUUGUAUUAUUGUGUGAAAUAAAACUUGAAGGGUU